UCCGUACUGGGGCCGGCGGCCGGGUGGCGCCGGGCGGGAACCCGGGGCCCCGGAACUUGGCGCUGGAAGUUCCCCGUGCCCGGGUCCAGUGUUCGGGCGCGGCCACCCCUGCGGAGCCCCGGGGGGCAGGCUGCUGAAUGGGAGGGUCUGGCCGCGCGGCCGGCGGGGUCGGGGCGGGGGCGCUGUCACAGCCCGGCUGCAGCCCACAGGAGCCGUGUGACUGGGCAUCUGUCCCUCGGCCUCCUGCCCCGCCCCGGGCUGCCCCUGCGAGCGGAGCCACCCAAGACUGCAUGCAGAUCCUGCAGAGGACGCUUCCUCCAGGUGACAGGGAUCAGUGUCUGCUGGCUCCUGAUGACAGAUCACCUUCCCUAAGGCAAUGGCAUGGACCAAAAUGAGACAUUUCUGUCGCUGAUUGCAAAGUGAAAAAGAAGCGGGCAACAGACCCAGAGCAGCCGUGCAAAAAAGAUGGACCCCCGCGAAGACCUGGGAGUGUCCAAAUCUCUGGACUCCAGGGGGUCCGAGCCUCGGGAACCACAGGCCUGUUGCUCUGAGGCCCUGGGGAAAGGACAGGAGGAGGUGUGGAGCGAGAAAUCCCAACUGCAGAGCCCACAGGUGGAGAGCACCAACAGUGAACAGCAAGAUCGAAACAGAGUUUCUGAAGAACUUGUAAUGGUUGUGCAAGAAAUGAAAAAAUACUUUCCAUCAGGCAGACACAGUAAGCCAAGUACCCUAGAUGCUCUCAACUAUGCCCUUCGCUGUGUACACAGUGUACAAGCAAGCAGUGAGUUUUUCCAGAUUCUCAGUCAGAGUGGAACACUUCAAACAGAUGCGACCGUGUACAGUCUUGAGGAGCUGGCCACUCUUGCUUCAGGGUAUACUUCCAAAAACACAGAUACCUUUGUGGCAGUUUUUUCAUUUCUGUCUGGAAGGUUAGUGCACGUUUCUGAACAGGCUACUUUGAUCCUGAAUUGUAAGAAAGAUUUCUUGGAGUCCUCUCACUUUAUGGAACUGCUUGCUCCUCAAGAUGUGAGAGUGUUCUGUGCACACACUGCCCACACUCAGCUUCCCCUCUGGAACAAUUGGACCCAAAGAGCAUCUCAGUAUGAAUUCGCUCCGGUGAAAUCCUUUUUCUGCAGGAUCCGGGGAGGCAAAGAUGCAGAGCAAGAGAAGCAUUACUACCCAUUCAGGAUUAUCCCCUAUUUGAUACACGUACACAGAGCUGCCCAGCCAGAACCUGAGCCCUGCUGUCUCACCCUGGUGGAGAAGAUUCAUUCUGGUUAUGAAGCUCCUCGAAUCCCGGUGGAUAAAAGAAUUUUUACCACAACACACACCCCUGGGUGUGUCUUUCUUGAAAUAGAUGAAAGAGCAGUGCCUCUGCUGGGUUACCUGCCUCAGGAUCUGAUGGGAAGGUCUGUCUUAACAUAUCUGCAUCCAGAAGAUCGUUCUCUCAUGCUCACUGUACACCAAAAAGUCUUGAAGUAUGCAGGCCACCCUCCCUUUGAACACUCACCCAUUCGAUUUUGUACUCAAAAUGGAGAUUACAUCAUCUUGGACUCCAGCUGGUCCAGUUUUGUGAAUCCAUGGAGCCGAAAGGUGUCUUUCAUCAUUGGUCGCCAUAAAGUUCGAAUGAGUCCACUGAAUGAGGAUGUUUUUGCUACCAGAAUAAAAAAGAUGAACAGUAAUGACAAAGACGUAACAGAACUACAAGAACAAAUUCACAAACUUCUCUUACAGCCCGUUCCCGCCAGCGCCUCCAGCGGCUUCGGGAGCCUGGGCAGCGGCGACUCGCAGGAGCCACGCGCCAGCCUCGCGUCGUCCAGGGAGUCCGGCGGGCCUCGCGGCGAGGCCGCACGCAGGGCGCCGACGGCCUUGCAGCGGGUCUGUGCCAGCGUAAACAAGAUGAAGAAACUGGGUGGGCAGCUCCACAUCGAGUCAGCAGCGGCCAGGUCACCAGAUAAACACGCGAUGGGGACACACCCAGCGCGGCCUGGUGGUGAGCAGAAGGCCUCUUCUCCCUUACAGACAUUGAAAAACAACAGCGUGCACAUGGAGUCUUGUGAAGGUUGGAGAAAAGACCAGCAUAGCCCAUCCUAUCAGCAAAUAAACUGCAUUGACAGUGUUAUCAGAUACCUGAAGAGCUACAACAUUCCAGCUUUGAAAAGAAAGUGCAUAUCCUGUACCAAUACAACUUCUUCAUCCUCAGAAGAAGACGGACAGAACCACAAGGCACAUCAUGCCCAAGCCUUGCAAGCUGUGUCUCAGCUUCCGGCCAUAGCUAACUUGGAGAUACCGACUGCCUGGCAGUCCACACAUGCUACAGAAGGCACUCCAAGGACCCUGGCCCCAGCGGCGCUGAGCCUGGGCUCUGGCAUGAGCCAGUGCAGCUACAGCAGCACCAUGGUUCUUGCUCCACCACCAGAGUCAGAAGUGACUCCAACAGAGGAUGCUGCCCCAGUGUGUGAGCCCUGGACCCUGAGCACAAGCCCAGCUCCACUGAUGUCAGAGGAAUUUAAACACAUAGGGCUCACAAAGGCUGUCCUGUCAGCCCACACCCAGAAGGAGGAACAGAACUAUGUUGAUAAAUUACGGGAAAAGAUCUUCUUAUCGCCCUACAGAUCCUGUCUUCAGCAAGAAAGCAGAAGCAGAGCUAAACAUUUGUAUGUUCAAGGAGAUUGUGCUGGCAAGCAGACCCGAUCCACUGGCUGCAAGAAGGGGAAGAGCAAGCAGAAGAAGCUGCCGGUGCUGUCGGACAGCAGAGGCACUCAGGACACCUUCUGUCCCCACUUUGGAGGGGAGAGCGAGUCCAGGCAGCCCUGGGGCCCUGCCCUCUCCUCCUGUCUGCAGGCCCCUGGCCUGUCAUUCCCAGCUGCCAUGAUGGUUCCAAGCCUGGCUCCCUACUUCGUCCCGGCCCUCCGGAUCCCAGCCCUGCCCUCUGUCCAAAGAGAGCCUGGAGCAUCACUGACCACACUCGAUUAUCUGCUUAAGCCACCUUUACUGAAUGGCCUGCACUCUUUUCCUGCUCUCCCUUCUCCUUCCUCAGAUACUGUGAUGACCAUUUUCCUGCCUGACCCCACUGGCUGUCCCCUGUUGUCACCAUCAUUCUGUCCUUAUGCAUUCCUGGGAGCAGCAGGCUCUUCUGGAACACCACCCUUCGUAUCAGCGGUGGCUCCACACCUGGAGCAGCUGUCCUCAGUCCUCAGCCAAAGGCAGGCGGAGGGAAGAUGGGAGAUGCCACAUGGAGAGCACCACUGCAUUAACUCGAGGAGCAGCUCACCUCUACAGCUCAACUUACUGCAGGAAGACAUGCUCAGAUCCUGUGAAUCGUCAGAUCAGGGUGUCUUAGGGAGAAGUGGGAGUAAGAAGAAUCCUUUUACUGCCAGUGAACUGUCCAUGGCAUUACUUCCUGAGGAGUCUCCAUCUGGAGCGGGUUCUACAGCAUCAGGAAGCAGUGACAGCAGUAUAUACCUUGCUAGUAGUGAUUAUUCUUCUGAAAUCACCUCAAAUGGGCAGCAGUUUCAAGGUGUACAGGGAAAAGAAACAUUUCCCGGUUUAGCUGAAGAGUCUAUGUGGAGAAUAAUAAAACAAACACCUGAGUGCAUUCUGAUGACAUAUCAGGUACCUGAGAGAGUUACAGAGGCUGUACUGAGAGAGGACCUGGAGAAGCUGGCCAGCAUGCAGGGGCAGCAGCCCUGGUUCUCACGUGGGCAGAGGCAGGAGCUGGCCACUGUGCACUCCUGGAUUCAGAGCCAGACUGUCCCUCAAGGAAUAGACAUCCAGGACUGUGUCACUUGUGAAAGCAAGGAAUCCGUCCGUGUCUUCGCAGAAUCCUGUGGUCACACUCCAGCAGCGAACAGCAGUUGAGGGACUGUGGAGACACACUUGCCGGGACCCCCUGGACAACCAGACCUCUUUGUGCAUCUCUUUAAACCCCUGACUCCAAGUGACCAUGAAGUUGUCACAGAAUGUUAUGGUUUUCCCUUCUUGAUUUUUUUAAUCAGCAUCAUUUUUCUGAAGCGGAUAUCGUAUAUACAGUCUUUUAUAUCUGUUCCUGGUGCACUGAAGCUGUCAGGUUCUGAUUCCGCUGUCCUCUGAGAUUGGAUGGCCUCUAGAGAACUGUGUACACAGAUGGCACCCGAAAACAGUGGUAGCCAGAGGUAUAGCCAGAAAUAGCCCCAAACCUUGGCUUCCUUUAUUUCGUUCUGUUGUUACAGAAAUCAUUUUCCCCAUGAGAGACCUUGAGGACAUCCUACCUAAAUGGUUCCCAUAAAUGUAGUACUUUCAUCUGGUUCUUGUACAGCUUGGUACAGCUUCUCUCCAUGGCUCAGAUGAAACAUUCUCAUUUGCCCACAACACAAGUCUCUUUGGUAUUUACCAGUAGUAACAAAUACCACCCAUCGGUACUGGAAAUACCUAGUUGUUAGGGUUGGAUUUUGAGCUUUGUUCUUGUAGACGCCUUUUCUUUUAAUUUUCCACCUUCAACGGAAAUUCCCAAAGUCUUAUCCUAAUAAUCAAUCUAUUUACCAUGAGCUUAUUCCUUGGAGAGUUGAAGUUAGCUUUUGGAUGUGUGAUGUUAAAACAGAAAGAGCUCUUCGCUUAAUCAGUGAUAUUCCCCUUUCUAAUGUUUUUGUUUUUAAAAUAAUGAUUGUAAAAAGUUUCAGAAGUUAUGUAAAAAAUAAUUAUUGUUCUUUUAUGCCUUGGUGUUUAAAUGUUGCCUCACCAAAACCAACAGUUAACUCUUUCUUUCCAAUCAAUUUACACACAAGAGGUCUGGCCAUUUUUGCUGGAGAUCUGUUAAGUGCUAAGACGGGCUGCACGGUAACAGUGGGUGUCCACAAGAGCACAGCCAUCCUCAUCUUCGCAGGGGUACAGGCUUGGCCAGAGAUCAGUGCACUGCACUGGCCAGCCUUCAUUGUAUCUUCUAGGAAGUGAGUGGAUUGUUUACUUGAUAAGUUAGCUCCCUGUUCUUUAGAGAAGUCAGUAAUUCCUGCCCAGACUUGGAAUGACAGAUGACCCACGCAGACCAGAAAGAGGAAUAGAAGCAAGUAAAGGAGCAGUAACGUUUUAUCUUUAUGUAACAGGCUGAUUUUUCUUUUUGUUGUUGUUUUGUUUGUUUUAAGAAAAUACACUUCCUCCUUUCAAGUUUUAAACCUUUCUAUAAAAAUACAUCCUGAUAAUAAUUA
Messenger RNA from Canis lupus familiaris (dog), 5180 nucleotides. RefSeq names its product period circadian regulator 3 (gene PER3). Gene Ontology annotation, biological process: entrainment of circadian clock by photoperiod; negative regulation of transcription by RNA polymerase II; circadian regulation of gene expression. Gene Ontology annotation, cellular component: cytoplasm; nucleus. Lineage: Eukaryota; Metazoa; Chordata; Mammalia; Carnivora; Canidae. The record is from RefSeq and is a predicted model, not a curated record. The transcript is spliced from 21 exons. Gene Ontology annotation, molecular function: transcription corepressor binding; transcription cis-regulatory region binding. The coding region runs from base 466 to 3861 and encodes 1131 amino acids.